GGCGCACGGAAGCGCUUUGGAGGCACCGCAAGAAGAGCACGACGAGGAAUAAGAAGGAGACAAAGAAGAAGAAUUCAAAGACAAGAAGGCUUCGGAGGUCUGGAUUUGAAAAAUGACAAUUCCUUUUCGUGACUCAUCCCCGGACCCUGAACGCAACAGUUUGGGUGGACAUUUUGGCGCGGCGGACGUCGGGGAGUUUUUACGCAGCGCGCCGGCCGAGGAGGACGUCACGUUUGCGGCUCGUGGAGCGUCUCAACGCCGAAACCGACGCGGAUCUCGUGUGGGGACCACGCCGCCCGGCUUUGGGGACUUCGCACAUUGAAACAAGAAGAACGAGAAAAGAAGGGGGAGGCUUUUGUUUGGGAGCGCGCACGAGAUGGAGUCGUAAAAAAAAAAAAAAAAAAGUGCAGCUUUGGGACAAGAAAGGCAACAAAAUAAAGAGUGGACUUUGCACGCAUGCUGACAAAGUGUGGUGCAGCUUUCACGGGGCAACAUGGAUUUACUAACGGCAGUCUAAUUUGAAGGUUGAAGUAUGACGGCGGCAGCGGGCGUGCUGACGGGCUUGGCCAAGCUAAAGCGGCAGGAUUCGGCGCGCUCUCAGCACCGGCCCGUGCCGGCUUCGUCUCCGGGCCCGGCCUGCGCCGCCCAGGAGGGAGCUCCGAGAAAACGAAAGCGGCGCACUGACGUGGUGGUGGUGCGCGGCCGUUUGCGCCUCUACUCGGCCUCGGGGUUCUUCCUCCUCCUGGGCCUGCUCAUCCUGGCUGCAGGGAUCGCGAUGGCCACCCUGGGCUACUGGCCGCAAUCCUCAGGCCAAAGCCCGCCUGGUGGAGGAGGAUCCAAGGCGGCGGCGGCGGCGGCGGAGGAGAGGGCCUCGAAGAACGCCAGUACAAGUAAAAAGGUCGAAGAUCGACCCUCCGGGCGGCCAGCGGGGGGCGCUCUGAAACGGUUCCUGGAGCGGCAUCGGCACUCCGAGAGGAUGAAGAUGGUCGGGCCCUUCACCAUGGGCAUCGGGAUUUUCAUCUUCAUCUGCGCAAACGCCAUUCUUCAUGAGAAUAGAGACAGAGAAACAAAGAUCAUCCACAUGCGAGACAUGUACUCCACGGUCAUCGACAUCCACCGCCUCCGCCAGAAGGAGCAGAAGCAUCACCCGGAGCACAACUAUCCGAUCCGAGGCCUCGUCGCCGUCUCCCCUCGGGCCGGCGGGGCGCGCGGCGCGUCCGCCGAGGAGGAGGCGCUGCUGGGGGACGAGGAAGCUCGCGGGCGGCGGGAGCGGGCCGGGUCGGCGUGCAGCUUCGCGGGGCUGCUGGCGCCGCUGUACAAGGACCGGGCGCCGUCCGAGGCGGCGGACGCCGAGACGGGAGGGCACCGUGCGCGCUGCAUCGUGUCGUCUUCCAUCUCGGCGUUCACGCUGCCCGUCAUCAAACUCAACAACUGCGUCAUCGACGAGCCGGAGAUGGAGGCCAUCACGGAGGAGGGGAGAGGACACGGGAGGGAUGACGAGAGUUCGCGACCCCCUGCGCCACGGCGUCCCUGGCGGCUUCCGGUGCCGUCCGUCGCCAAGGCCUCCAAACCGCCGCGUUUGCAGCGGAGCGACUCCGCCUCCUCGUCCUCGUCUUCGUCGAUGUCCUCUUCCUCCCUGGCGCUGUCCUCGACCUCAGGCUGCUGGCUUUCGCCCGGCGCGGCCCGACCCGACUUUGACUCCAACUCCGCCCUGCACGUGCUGGGCAGCCACUCCAAAUCUCUGGACCUGGAGCGCCAGGCCAGCAUGCUCAGCCUGCACCGCGAACAGCGCAAGCACCCCAGCUGGCCCCGCCUGGACCGCGGCGACAGUAGCCGCAGCCUCAAGGGCUACACUCGGCUGGAGGACCGGGGGGACGAGCGGCAGGGCGGCGCGGAGGCCGAGCCGCAGACGCGUCUGCAGCCGGCCGCCGUCGUCAGGCUGGACUACAGCAAGCGGGACAAGCUGCUCAUGAUAUCCCGCUCGCACAACAAUCUCAGCUUUGAGCACGACGACUUGAGCGGCGGGACCCUGAAGCGGGGCAGCUCCGAGACUCGCUUCUGACAUGUCUGGGGCGCGUACCGUGCACUCUGGGGCAAACAUUUUGAACGGACGGCUCCCGGGUCAACUUCACCACUGACGCGGCUUUCUACCAGGAAGGCGUGCGCUUAUGCGCAGCCGAUGCGGGUUCCCGCAUUAACAUGAUUAGAAGCGUGCGAGGGAGGGCAGCAACAAAUGGGCUCUCAAGUGUCUAGCGUUCCAACCUGGUCGCACCUCUGACGCUCGGCUGCACCGAUAACGACGCCGGUACUCGUAAAAGUGUCCUGCUCACGCUCGAGACUCGGCGGCCACGCCCCGAUUACGUCAAAAGCAGUUUUCGCCGUCGGGCCGACGUCACGUAUUCAAUUACUUGAAUGUAUGAAACUGCAGCGGCUGUGUAAAUGUACAUAAAUGAAUUUACAUAAACCCGA
Molecule: messenger RNA, 2469 nt
Organism: Phycodurus eques (leafy seadragon)
Lineage: Eukaryota; Metazoa; Chordata; Actinopteri; Syngnathiformes; Syngnathidae
Gene: tmem200a
Product: transmembrane protein 200A
Source: RefSeq, a predicted model, not a curated record